This is a messenger RNA of Melitaea cinxia (Glanville fritillary), 1975 nucleotides long. Its product is annotated as asparagine synthetase [glutamine-hydrolyzing]-like. Gene Ontology annotation, cellular component: cytosol. The record is from RefSeq and is a predicted model, not a curated record. Lineage: Eukaryota; Metazoa; Arthropoda; Insecta; Lepidoptera; Nymphalidae. The transcript is spliced from 2 exons. Gene Ontology annotation, molecular function: asparagine synthase (glutamine-hydrolyzing) activity. Bases 187 to 1842 code for a protein of 551 amino acids.
CUUCGAUUUUUAUACAGAUCGUAGAAUUCGUAUAGAAACAGACGGCUUUAAUCGUAGACAGAGUAAACUAGUUUACUCUGUCUACGGCUUUAAUAGACGUAGAGAGUACAUAUUGUAUACUUUACCUGCGUGUAAACGGUUUCAGUGUUAAUCCACGUGUCUUCGCCUAUACAACUAUUUCCUAAGAUGUGUGGAAUUUGGGCAACGUUUGGAAUCGAUGGGGGACUAAGUGGGGCAUGCGUCAAGUGCUUUUCCGCCAUAGUACAUCGCGGGCCAGACGCAUGGCGUAUAGAACAAGAUGCAAGAGAACCACUCGCCGUACUAGGUUUCCAAAGACUUGCCAUUGUGGACGGUCUGCACGGAAUGCAACCCAUGCGAUUACACCUAUAUCCACGGGUAUCUCUCAUUUGUAACGGCGAAAUAUACAACUGCGAACGACUCCGCCACCAAUAUAACUUCCACUACGAAACACGUUGCGAUGUAGAGGCCAUUAUUCAUUGUUACAAGAAUUUUGGUAUCAGUGAUACUGUCAGAAACCUCGAUGGUGUUUUCGCAUUUUGUCUAAUCGAUGGAGAAAAAAGAAAAAUUUAUAUCGCCAGAGAUCCAUACGGAGUUAGACCUUUAUUUAAAUUACAAGAUGAAGAAAAUGGAUAUAUGGCUAUCUGUUCAGAAGCCAAGGGGUUAAUAGGAUUGAAACAAAAAGAUAGUAAAACAGCGAGUUUAGGUCAAUUUCCACCUGGCCAUUUAGAGGAAUGGGAUAUUUUAGAUGGAGGUAAAGUUAAACGUAACUAUACCGAAAAAUAUUUUACGCCAGGUGUACUUCCUCAUUUUACGCCAUUCGUAACAGAAGAGGAAAUAUCAGAAAUGAAUCUUUACGAAAAAACUGUUUAUCUUUUAGAAGCAGCAUGUAAGAAAAGAUUGAUGUCUGACAGGCGAAUUGGCUGUCUUCUUAGUGGAGGCUUAGAUUCUUCACUUAUAACCUCUUUAGUAGUGAAGAUAGCAAAGUUACACAAACUGCCAUAUAAAAUACAAACAUUUGCAAUUGGUAUGGGAGAUUCCCCCGAUCUCAAAGCAGCGCGCACAGUAGCCGAAUACCUCGGAACCGACUACCAUGAAGUCGUAUUUGAUGAGAGCGAUAUUAAACGAGAAUUAGAUAACGUUAUAUAUCAUUUAGAGUCCUAUGACAUAACAACAAUACGCGCCAGCUUACCAAUGUACCUUCUUUCGAAGUACAUUAAAGAAAAUACAGACACCACUGUCGUUUUUAGCGGCGAAGGUGCAGAUGAACUUGCACAGGGAUAUAUAUAUUUCAGAGACGCCCCCGAUUCAAAAGCUGCUCACGAAGAAAGUAUAAGACUUCUUUCAGAUAUUUAUUUAUACGACGGAUUGAGAGCAGAUCGAACGACAAGUGCCUUUAGCUUAGAGCUUCGAGUACCAUUUUUAGAUAUCCAAUUUACUAGCCACUAUCUUAGUUUAGAGCCUUCCUUACGGCAACCUCAAAACGGCUUGGAGAAGCAUCUACUACGCAAUAGUUUUGCCAAAAGUGGCUUAUUACCAGAAGAAAUCUUAUUCAGACAUAAAGAAGCUUUCAGUGACGGCGUCGCUUCUGUCAAAAAGUCAUUAUUCAAUACGAUCGGUGAGGUAAUCAAAGAACGCCUACCGCAAACAAUCGAUCAAUAUCCUGGGGUACAACCGAACACCGACGAAUCUAAAUAUUACAGAUAUAUAUUUGAAAAAUUCUUUCCGGGUCAACAUAACUUUACGCCAUAUUACUGGAUGCCUAAAUGGGUCCAAGUUUCAGAUCCAUCAGCAAGGUUCAUCAAACAUUAUACCGCCUCGUAACAAUAAAAAAUCGUUAUGGUUAUGGGGUUUUUAAGUUUUUUAUUGUUUCUGCGAAGCCUUUCAUGAAUUGUGUUGCCUAACAUAAAAAUGUUUUUAAGAAAUGAAUACAAACAUUAAAUAAAUUAUUUAAUAU